Molecule: messenger RNA, 2206 nt
Organism: Apis florea (little honeybee)
Lineage: Eukaryota; Metazoa; Arthropoda; Insecta; Hymenoptera; Apidae
Gene: Hsdl2
Product: Hydroxysteroid dehydrogenase like 2
Cellular component (GO): mitochondrion
Source: RefSeq, a predicted model, not a curated record
UAUUAAUUUAUUAAGCGAACAAGCGAAUUUGUUAUUAAGCGAAAUUAUCAUUUAAAGCAUAAAUACUAUUUGUUUUAAUAUUUUUUAUUUAAAAUAAAUCUAACAAUUAUUAGAUUUAUAAUAAUUCCUCAAUUUACAUAUUUGAAAUAUGAUAAAUACAGGAAAACUUGCUGGUCGUACAAUUUUCAUUACUGGAGCUUCAAGAGGAAUUGGGAAAUCUAUUGCUUUGAAAGCUGCAAAAGAUGGAGCAAAUAUUGUCAUUGCAGCUAAAACUGCAAAAUCACAUCCAAAAUUAUCAGGCACUAUAUAUACUGCUGCUAAAGAAAUUGAAGAAAUGGGUGGAAAAGUAUUACCUUGUGUAGUAGAUGUAAGAUAUGAAGAAAAUAUAAUUUCUGCAGUGGAAAAUACUGUUAAUAAAUUUGGUGGUAUUGAUAUUGUUAUUAAUAAUGCAAGUGCAAUUCAUUUAAUAGAUACAUUAUCCAUAGAAAUGAAAAAAUAUGAUCUUAUGAAUAAUAUCAACACUAGAGGAACAUUUCUAGUAUCUAAGGCAUGCCUACCUUAUUUAAAAAAAAGCUCAAAUCCUCAUAUAGUAAACAUUAGCCCACCAUUAUAUAUGAAUCCAAUAUGGUUUAAAAAUCAUGUUGCAUAUACAAUAUCUAAAUAUGGAAUGUCAAUGUGUGCUCUUGGAAUGGCUGAGGAAUUUAAAAAUGAUGGUAUUGCUGUAAAUACUGUUUGGCCAAAAACUGCUAUUGCUACUGCUGCACUUGAAAUGUUAUCUAUCGAAUCAAAUGAUUAUGCUCGUAAACCAGAAAUUAUGGCAGAUGCUGUGUAUGCUUUAAUUUGCAAAGAUAGUAAAUCUAUUACUGGAAAAUUUUUAAUUGAUGAGGAAAUAUUAAGAAAUGAAGGGAUUACAGAUUUCACAAAUUAUGCGUAUAAUCCAGAAAAUAAAGAUAAAUUGAUGUUGGAUUUAUUUAUAGAUGAAACUUUAGAUAAAAUAGAUUUAUUACAUAAAAACUUUCAAGAAGAUAUAUAUUAUAUAAAUAAUAAAUCAAAUGAAAAAAUAGCACAAAUAUUUACUGUUAUUCAGGCUAACUUGAAUCAUGAACUUGUUAAUAAAACUGGAGCCAUAUUUCAAUUUAAUGUUAAAGGUAAUGAAGCAGGUACAUGGUUUUUGGAUCUUAAAACUGGAGAUGGUGUAGCAGGUAAAGGAAAACCUAAUCAACCACCAGAUGUUACUCUGACAAUGGAUUCUGAAAAUUUUUUUGCUAUGUUUUCUGGAAAAUUAAAACCUGCAUCAGCAUUUGUAAUGGGAAAACUGAAAAUUAAUGGAAAUCUUCAAAAAGCAAUGAAAUUAGAAAAAUUGAUGCAACAUUUAAAAUCUAAAUUAUAAAAAUUAAAUGUUUUCUCUUUUUAAGAAGUAUAUCUUAAAUUAAGAUGAAAAUAUUCUUUUCAUAUUAAAUAUAUUGUUACUUUUUUUAAAAUUAACUCUUUGCACUCCAACGGUCGCAAAGCGCUCUCAAGUAUCACUCGCUAUAAUGCGAUAAUUCUAGAGGUGACUCUCCGGCAUCACUUGGAUUGAUGCAGCAAUUCGAAUAGCGACAAUAUUUAUUUAUGUUUGAUUUUUUUAAAAUAUCGCUUCAUAAAUAGAUUCCUAAGCUUUUUAAAUAUAAUUUUAUAAAGUGUAGAAUAAUAUACUAAUAUCAAAUAGUUAGAUUUUUUUAUCUAAAAUUAGACCGUGAUCACAGAUCCAAUUACAUAUACGAGUUAGUCCGAGUUUGACAGUCGUGGCGAUAGAAAUAUUAUUUUCAAAGUUUCUGAGUUUUUUAAACAUGAUUUAAAAAUUAAGAAAUUGAUAAUAGAGAGAAGGAAAAUAAUGAUAAAAAUAGAGAUAUAAUAUAAGAAAAUGAAAAAUAAAAAUAAUAGACAAUAAAUGAGAGUAUAUUAUUGGGAUUAUAAAGUUUGCAAUGAUAUUUUAUUGUGAUAUUUGCCUUGACAAACUGAGGAUACUUCUUAGUAAUUAUUUUAUUAUUAAAAUAUCACACAACAUAGACUUUUAAUAUUCAACAAUUUAAUAUUCAAUAAAUUAUCUUCCUUUAUAUGUAGAUAGAUAAAAUAUUAAAAUAUAAAAGUUUUAUAUUUAAUUUUAUAUAUGUUAAUUUGUGUGUGAAAUCAUUUUAAGUUAGCUAAGAAAUUCACUAAACGGGUG